Molecule: messenger RNA, 960 nt
Organism: Camelina sativa (false flax)
Lineage: Eukaryota; Viridiplantae; Streptophyta; Magnoliopsida; Brassicales; Brassicaceae
Source: RefSeq, a predicted model, not a curated record
AAUCAGCAUGGAGGUGAGGGGCGCUUAAGCGAGAAGUUUGCAGGUUGUAUGCAGCACAUUACUGGUGAUGAUGUAAGAUACCUGCACUUUGAUUUCCAUCACAUCUGUGGACAUAUUCACUUUGAGCGCUUAGCAAUUCUGUAUGACCAGAUUGAGGGUUUCCUCGAGAAAAACGGGUACUUUUUGUUGAAUGAAAAGGGUGAGAAAAUGAAGGAGCAGCUUGGUAUUGUGCGAACAAACUGCAUAGAUUGCUUAGACCGUACAAAUGUCACCCAGAGCAUGAUAGGCCGAAAGAUGUUGGAACUUCAACUCAAAAGGAUUGGUGUCUUCGGCGCUGAAGAAGCUAUCAGCUCACAUCUAAAUUUUGACGAAUGCUAUAAGAUAUUGUGGGCUAAUCACGGUGAUGACAUUAGCAUUCAGUACUCGGGCACGCCUGCACUUAAAGGAGAUUUCGUCAGGUAUGGUAAAAGGACUGUCCAAGGAGUCCUUAAAGAUGGCUGGAAUGCCCUCGCACGCUACUACCUGAACAAUUUUGCUGAUGGAACUAAGCAGGAUGCGAUUGAUCUUGUGCAAGGACACUAUAUAGUUGCUGUGAGCCGAGACAUGACUCCUGUGCCUCGAAAGGGAGGUCUUGAGGCUAUAGCCAGCUUUCCAGUGGCAUUGACGGUGGUUCUGAUCAGUUUCUGGUUUGCAACAAUGUCUGUAAAACAAGUUGGGAGUGGUUAUAAGCACCUAUUUUUCUCAUUGGUCUGGGCGGGCAUCAGUGUAGCUGUUGCGGCACUAGUGAGGGCCAAUGGCCGGAUCUUCUGCAACCGGCCUCGCCUGCACAAGCCCAGAUCUUGAAGCCAUAGCUUGCCUUUGAACUUUGUGCAAAUGGAGCCCACUGUUUCCUUUCGUUACACUUUCAAUCUUCUAACAGCUAUUUUCAGUUUAUUAAUGCAAAAUGGGGAUUUCUCGUAA